ACUUCCGUGUGCAUGACUUUCGAAGUUUUCUUGAAAUUUUGCGUUUUUCUUCGAGUAAUUUGCAGGUGGCAAGCUCAUAAUACAAAACAACAUUGUUUGCAUUAGGUAGUGUAUCGAGUUUCAGCCAGAAAUAUGGCAAGUGUGUCGUACCACAUCGCGAACCUGCUGGAAAAGAUGACCUCAAGUGACAAGGAUUUCCGUUUCAUGGCCACCAACGACCUGAUGGCUGAGUUACAGAAAGAUUCCAUCAAGCUUGAUGAUGACAGUGAAAGGAAGGUUGUCAAAAUGCUAUUGAAACUUCUGGAAGACAAGAAUGGGGAAGUACAGAACUUAGCAGUGAAAUGCCUGGGUCCACUUGUAAACAAAGUGAAAGAAUUCCAGGUGGAGACGAUUGUUGAUACGUUGUGCAGUAACAUGUUGUCAGACAAGGAACAGCUACGAGAUAUAUCCAGCAUUGGGCUGAAAACUGUGAUUAGCGAACUUCCGCCCUCGUCUACUGCCCUAGCAGCCAGCAUCUGUAAGAAAAUAACGGGAAGACUCACAAGUGCCAUAGCUAAGCAAGAAGAUGUAUCAGUACAAUUAGAAGCUUUGGACAUUCUCGGUGACUUGCUCAGCAGGUUUGGUGGUUUGCUGAUUAGUUUUCACAGUUCAAUUCUACAGGCUCUACUACCACAGCUUUCAAGUACGAGGCUUGCUGUCAGAAAGAGGGCAAUUAUUGCAAUAGGCCAUCUGGUGAUGAGUUGUAACAACCUGUUGUUUCUUGAACUUAUUGAGUUUCUGCUGAACGAGCUGGCCAAGCAUUCAUCGACGUCGACCACGCGGACGUACAUCCAGUGUAUUGGAGCCAUCAGUCGACAAGCGGGUCACCGGUUCGGAGAACACAUGGAUAAGAUUGUUCCGCUGAUCGUGCGGUUCUGCAAGGAGGAGGAUGACGAACUGAGAGAGUACUGUCUGCAGGCGUUCGAGUCCUUCGUCAAGAGAUGUCCUAAAGAGGUCUUGCCCUUCAUGCCAGAGAUAAUAGAGAUCUGUCUGGAGUACAUCUGUCAUGACCCAAAUUACAACUACGAUGACGACGACGAAAGCGCCAUGGAUACCGAGAUCGAAGAGGAAGAAGAAGAAGGUUCAGAGGAGGAGGAGUACAGCGACGACGAUGACAUGAGCUGGAAGGUGCGUCGCGCCGCCGCCAAGUGUCUGGACGCAAUCAUGGCCACACGACACGACAUGCUGGCCGAUUUCUACAAGAUCAUCUCACCAGCACUCAUUGCCAGGUUCAAAGAGCGGGAAGAGAACGUGAAGGCGGAUAUAUUCCACGCGUACAUCACACUGCUACGACAGACUCGACCCACGAUCGUCGCCGCCGGGGCUGAAACAAUGGAGGACGAAGAGAGCCCACUAGCUGUGCUGCAGUGCCACCUGCCGGAGAUAAUCCGCGCGGUCCACAAACAGCUGAAGGAGAAGAGCAUCAAGACGCGACAGGGCUGCUUCAUGCUGCUCACUGAACUCGUCCUCGUGCUGCCUGGUGCACUCACCAAUCACCUGACAUCGCUCAUUCCAGGAAUUCACUAUUCUCUAGGAGACAAGAAUUCUAGUUCGAACAUGAAGAUUGAUACUCUGUCUUUUUUGCACACCAUACUUGUCCAUCAUUCUCCAUCUGUGUUCCAUCCCCACAUAAAAGUCCUUGUGCCUCCGAUUGUCCAUGCGGUGGGUGAUCCAUUCUACAAGAUCACAUCCGAGGCUCUUCUAGUCACACAGCAGUUGGUCAAAGUCAUCAGACCUCUUGAUUUGAAAGUAUCGUUUGACUACAAGCCGUAUGUAAAGGACCUGUAUGCCUGCACUCUGAAACGACUGAAGGCUGCCGACAUUGACCAGGAAGUCAAAGAGAGAGCCAUCUCCUGCAUGGGUCAGAUAAUGUGUAACCUAGGCGACUCGCUGAUGACCGAAAUGAACGAGUGCAUGCCAAUCUUCCUGGAGAGACUGAAGAACGAAAUCACACGACUCACGACCGUGAAGGCCCUCACAAUGAUAGCUAGUUCUCCAUUACAGAUAGAUAUUCGAUCCAUUCUGGAUGAAGGUGUUCCCAUCUUGGCAUCAUUUUUACGGAAAAAUCAGCGAGCUUUGAAAUUAUGUACACUCUUGUGUUUAGAUGUACUGGUUAAAAACUAUGGUCACGCGUUGACGCCAGGAAUGAUAAACGACAUGAUGAAGGAGAUGCCACCGUUGAUAAACGAGAACGAUCUCCACGUGACGCAGCUGACACUGCACCUGUUGACGUCGAUCUCACAGAUCCACAAGGCCUCGAUAUCGAAUAUCCAGACCGACAUCCUGCCACAGAUUUUAAUCAUUAUUCAGUCUCCGCUCUUACAAGGUGGCGCUCUGAACGCACUGCUAGAGUUCUUUCAGGCCGUCGUCAAGCUAGAUCUCAACAAACUCGGAUUCAGAGACCUUUUACAGAUGCUGAUCACACCAGUGUAUAACCCACCACAAAACCAACCCGCUGCAGCAUUUUCCAUCCACAAACAGGCAUUUCAUUCAAUUGCAAAGUGUGUGGCAGCCUUAACGGUGAUCAGUCCUUCUGAGGCCACGAAUGUUGUCAGUCAGUUUGUUAGUGAUGUCAAGAAUGCCAAAUCAACUGAUUCCAUAGUAUUAUUUUCCUUACUAGCACUUGGUGAAAUUGGAAAGCAUUUAGAUUUGAGUACUCACGGUGACAUACAGAAUGUUAUUUUAGAAUCGUUUUCAUCGCCCAACGAAGAAGUCAAAUCAGCAGCUUCCUACGCUUUAGGUAAUAUUAGUGUUGGCAAUUUGCCCAAGUUUUUGCCGUUCGUGCUUCAGGAAAUUGAAAACCAGCCAAAGAGACAGUAUCUGCUGUUACACUCUCUUAAAGAGAUAAUCAGUUGUGAAUCAUCGUCUCCUUCCGGUGUUGAAACUCUCAGUCCUUACGUUCAGACAAUCUGGUCCAUGUUAUUUAACCAUUGUGAAUGUCCAGAAGAAGGGACGCGGAACGUCGUGUCGGAAUGUCUCGGUAAACUCACCCUCAUCGACCCAGCAAACCUCCUGGGCAAUCUGAGACAACACCUCGAUAUCCCGUCGGCCCUAACGCGAAGUACGGUCGUCACAGCCAUCAAAUUCACCAUUUCCGAUCAGCCUCAAGGUAUUGAUACACUGUUGCGAGGAUGUAUCGGUGAUUUCCUAAAGACACUGCACGACCCUGACCUGAACGUGCGAAGGGUUGCCCUGGUUACGUUCAACUCUGCCGCACACAAUAAACCUUCUCUUAUCAGAGAUCUGUUGGAUUCAGUGCUGCCUCACUUGUAUAACGAAACCAAAGUUAGGAAAGAGUUAAUACGGGAAGUGGAGAUGGGGCCCUUCAAACACACACUUGAUGAUGGUUUGGACAUCCGAAAGGCAGCAUUUGAAUGUAUGUACACACUGCUCGACUCGUGCCUGGACCGACUGGACAUCUUCGAGUUCCUCAACCAUGUGGAGGACGGACUCAAGGACCACUACGACAUCAAGAUGUUGACCUACUUAAUGCUGGUCAGACUCGCUCACCUCUGUCCUAGCGCCGUCCUACAACGACUUGACCGCCUGGUAGAACCGCUGAGAGCAACGUGUACGACAAAAGUGAAGGCGCACUCGGUGAAACAGGAGUUUGAGAAACAAGACGAGCUGAAGAGAUCCGCACUGCGGGCCGUGGUAGCUCUUCUCAACAUCCCAGAUGCAGACAAGAGUCCACAGAUGAACGAAUUCCUGACCCAGAUCAAAUCGAGUUCUGAACUGGCCGCCAUGUUUGAACACAUUCAGAAAGACGCAAUAUCCACUUCGGAUACGACCUUGAUGGAUACAAGCUGAAUUUCUGCUCGUGUGUAGAAACCCUAUACACACAUACAUUAUUAUAUCCAAAAAAAAAUUAAGAAGGGAUUCACUUGCGUGUGUUGUACGAUGGACAUAGCAGAUUGAUGCACCCUUGGUCGUAAACUCACCUCACUGUUUCAUCGUCUCUGCUUUGCUGUUCCGUUAUCCCCAAUAUGUUUUGUGGCACCCGGAGUCCCGUUUGGGGGCGGGGUGGGAACAGUAUGCAAAAUAGUUGCUUUAUUGUGUUCUGUUCAGUAAAUGGUGGAGGUGGGUGGGGUGAGUAAUCGGGAAUGUAUUUUUUCAAUUUCGAUUCCGAACUUUUUCUUUUCUCUUUUGUAAUGUGUGGAAAGUACAGAGUUGUCGACAUACUGACUGAUUUAAAUACCGAAGUGGCGUGGCAUACAGGUACCAAAAUACUUUUUGACAUUGUGCUCACAGUGUCAAGUGUCGAUAAACUCAAAAGAAUGUGCAACAUGUAUACUGAAAUGUUGGUUCACCAGUGAUGUCAUAAUGAUUAGAAGUAAUGAGCGAAAAUGAAAUUAUAGCUGGCUGUUGUCAUGACAUAAUAAGAUUGAUAGUGGAGCCUGAGAAUUACACAAUUACAUUGGUUUAUCACAAAUAUUGAUAUUGUACUUUCAAUUUGAUAAUAAGCUAAUAUUAAUCAACCAGGAACAAGCUUACAAACGCAUAUAUACAUCUAUAUAAAACAGGGCUGUCAACACAUGCAAAUUAGAAUGUACCAUAUGAACAUGUGUCAAGUGACAUACGGUUGAAAUAGAAGCCGCAGGAUGAAUCGCUUUCAUUGGUUUGUCUUAAAUGUUGACAUUUGACAUUGAUAAUAAGGUACUAUUAAGCACCCAGCAACAAGCUUACAAACACAUAUAUAUAUAUAAAACAUGCGCAAAUUACAUUGUAUAAAAUCAACAUUCAAUCGGAAAGCAUUUAUUCUUUGUAAUUCUAUAUCUGGUGACAAUUUAUUAAAAACUCUGUGCAAAUUUGCCGCCAGCUGCUUAUUAAUGACAUCCCUGGAUAACAAGUACUGAAAUUCUGUUGAAGCAUAUACUGAAAUGGUAAACUGUUGAAAAUAUAUAAACUGAAAUGUUAGUUACUAAGUACUGAAAUACUGUGGAAAGACAUACUGAAAUGGUAUGUAACAAAUACUGAAAGUUGUUGGAAAAUAUAGACUGAAAUGUUGGUUAACAAGUACUGAAAUUCUGUUGAAACACAUACUGAAAUGGUAUGUAUCAAAUACUGAAAGUUGUUGGAAAAUAUAUAUACUGAAAUGUUAGUUAACAAUUACUGAAAUUCUGUUGAAGCAUACACUGAAAUGGUAUGUAUCAAAUACAUGUACUGAAAUGGUAUGUAUCAAAUACUGAAACAUUUUGUAUCAAAUACUGAAUUGGUAUGCAUCGAAUACUGAAAGUUGUUGGAAAAUGUAUACUGAAAUGUUAGUUAACAGCUGAAAUACUGUUGAUGCAGCGUGGUACUGAAAUGUUAGUAACUUGUAGGUGAACUGGAUGGAUAUGGUACAUACAUGUACGUCAUGAAAUGUUAGUUAACAUGAACUGCUAUGUUAACAGUUACAGAAAAAAAAAAGUCCACAUUGUAUUGAAAAAAUGCUAAUAAACCAGUUCAGUAAUCUGCCACAUAUAUAUGUGUAUUGAGUGUUAGUUAAUGUAAUGUUAUCAACUUUAUACAGCCACAUUUUUAGGCCUACCGGUAAACAGUGAAACCUGUCUAAACCAGAUCAUGUAACUGAUCUAAUAUUUAUCUGAUUUAGACAGGAUCCUGGUUGUUUAGAAGGUUGCCUUUUAGAAUUUAGAAAAUUCACAACCAUGAAACGUGGCUGGUUUUGACAGGAUUCCAGUUUAGACAGGUUCCACUAUAUAUUUGAAAACAGUUUAGUUGUAAUAAAUUUAAAUAAUGCUUUUAUUUUGCAUAAUGUUGAUGUGAAGUGGAGAAUGAAACGGUAGUCAUUUA
Messenger RNA from Gigantopelta aegis, 5832 nucleotides. Its product is annotated as cullin-associated NEDD8-dissociated protein 1-like. The record is from RefSeq and is a predicted model, not a curated record. NCBI's taxonomy places the organism in Eukaryota, Metazoa, Mollusca, Gastropoda, Neomphalida, Peltospiridae. Gene Ontology annotation, biological process: SCF complex assembly; protein ubiquitination. Gene Ontology annotation, cellular component: nucleus.